Messenger RNA from Branchiostoma belcheri (Belcher's lancelet), 699 nucleotides. Its product is annotated as 28S ribosomal protein S17, mitochondrial-like. The transcript has 3 exons. Gene Ontology annotation, biological process: mitochondrial translation. Gene Ontology annotation, cellular component: mitochondrial small ribosomal subunit; ribosome. The record is from RefSeq and is a predicted model, not a curated record. Bases 99 to 569 code for a protein of 156 amino acids. NCBI's taxonomy places the organism in Eukaryota, Metazoa, Chordata, Leptocardii, Amphioxiformes, Branchiostomatidae. Gene Ontology annotation, molecular function: structural constituent of ribosome.
ACUUUCAAGAUGGCCGUCUGAAUUUUGUAACAGAAACACAGAUUUUUGCACGUGUUUUAUUCCAAUUUCUCAGAUUUCUGACAUUUUUCGACGCCAGGAUGCCUGUCGGACGGAACUGGGCGAAGCUGCUGCGGUCCUGGAACCCGCAGUGGGUUAUCGGGAGAGUCGUGGGGGUCAGAAUGGAGCAAGUGGCCAAGGUCAAAUGUGUCAAGAUGGUUCUGGAUCCAUACAUAGUCAAGUAUUUUGGGAAACCUAGAAUAUUCUACGCCUACGACCCGGAGAAGAAGUGCACCAUGGGAGAUGUUGUUCUACUGAAGGCUCUGCCAGAACCCGCGCCAACGAAACCUCAUGCCUCUACACACAAGAUUAGCGAAUUUGUCCAUCAGGUUGGGAGAAUAUACGAUCCCAUCAGAGGCCAGCGUUGUGAAGGCACAACCCUCCUCCCACCAGACAAACACAAACUUCCCAAACAACCAACUACAGGCCGACCCUACAGCGAAAUUCCUGCACCCGACAAGUCACCUUAUGAAAAAAUCCUUCCGGACACAGAAUAUUACCGAAACAAAUAAGCAUGUACAUAUCUUAGAAGCAUUUAAGAGCAUUACUUUUCUUUUGAUAAAAAUAACUUCUCUUGAGCAUAAGUUUAAAGAGUUGUUCUUCUGUGUAUUUUCUUAAAAGUUUUAAGAUUCCACCACUAGU